Camelina sativa (false flax) is the source of this 710-nucleotide messenger RNA. RefSeq names its product autophagy-related protein 8a. NCBI's taxonomy places the organism in Eukaryota, Viridiplantae, Streptophyta, Magnoliopsida, Brassicales, Brassicaceae. The record is from RefSeq and is a predicted model, not a curated record.
UCUCUAUAUUAAUUAAGCCCCUUUCUCUUUUGAUAUUGACUUCUCUCUCUAUCGAUUCUUCUCCCUGUUUCAAUCAAAAUCAGAUUUUUUUUUAUCUCAGCAAACCCUAAGUUUCAACGAAUCGUAUUCAGUUUCUUCUUCUUACGAUACCAAUCGAAUCGCCAUGGCUAAGAGUUCUUUCAAGGUUUCUAACCCUCUUGAGGCAAGGAUGAGUGAAUCUAGUCGAAUCAGAGAGAAGUAUCCUGAUAGAAUCCCAGUGAUUGUGGAAAAGGCUGGACAAAGUGAUGUCCCUGACAUUGACAAGAAGAAGUAUCUUGUACCAGCAGAUCUAACCGUGGGACAGUUUGUGUACGUGGUUCGCAAAAGGAUCAAGCUUGGAGCUGAGAAAGCUAUCUUUGUCUUUGUCAAGAACACUUUGCCUCCAACUGCUGCGUUGAUGUCUGCAAUCUAUGAAGAACAUAAAGAUGAAGAUGGGUUCCUCUACAUGACUUACAGCGGAGAGAACACUUUUGGAUCUCUUACCGUUGCUUGAAUAAAAAUCAAUCUUUCGGAUGACUUUGAUGUACAUACAUAAAUCAGGAAGAUAACAUGUACAUUGCUUCCUUAAGUCUCUCUGGUUUUUUUUUUUUACUUUGCUUUGGAUCAUUGGAUGUUUGAAUCUCUUUUGCCUUUUGGGUUUAUUAAUUGUCAGAAACCUUUCUUUUUUCUUA